ACUGGUCGGCGCCCCGCCGCCCGCGGGGAUCCCUUGCGUCCGCAUCGGCUGUGCGGUGCUGGUGGCCGUGGUUUUGUGCCAUCCCCCCGGGUGGUCGGGCACCGAGGGUAAUGGCGGCUCCCCCAGGCAGGGUGUGUAGUGAGCACUGGAGGGGCCCGGCCGGGACGUGCGGCUGGCUGGGCAUCACCGCCCGCCUCAUGUUUCUGAGUGUGUGACAGAGUUGGUGUCGCACUGGGACAGAGAGUCGCUUUCCACACCGCAGAGCUGGGAGGUACAGCGCCCAGCGCCCAGCACCAGGCAGGGAGGAGAAUGUGGGAUCUUUGUUGUCCAGGUCACGUUUGUGUAAACACAGUGAUGCGUGUGUGCUGGCUUGUGGGGAAAGAGAAAUGCAGUCAGCGUGUGAAGCUGCCACACUUGGAAGCAGUGGUAAUCGGGCGUGGCCCGGAGACUGGGAUAACAGAUAAGAAGUGUUCACGGCAACAAGUUCAGUUAAAAGCAGACUGUAACAAGGGUUAUGUCACAGUUAAGCAGAUAGGAGUUAACCCGACUAGUGUUGAUCUUGUGGAUAUUGGCAAAGAUGAAGAGGUGAAAAUGAAGCCAGGCCAAGUUCUUCACAUUGUGAAUAAACUUUACCCCUACAUGGUGCAAUUUGCUGAAGAGUCAGUGAAAAUUGUUACAGAAGCAGAAGAGAACAUAAAAAUCAAGAAGUGUGGCAAAAGUGUGGCAAAGUGGCACUCCUGUGAGAAUGAUGAUGUAGAGCUUGUGCCCAGGAAAACAAUGAAGAGGGAGGUGGUGAAUACACAAGGCAGUUCUGCAAAUCUCAAACUAAGCAAUAGUGGUGUAUCUCCACAUGAAGGAACUUCGAGUAAGAAGGAACAUUUAGGCCACUGGAGUCAGGGUCUGAAGAGCUCCAUGCAAGAUCCAAAAAUGCAGGUUUACAAAGAUGAAAAGACUGUAGUCAUCAAGGAUAAAUAUCCCAAAGCACGUUACCACUGGCUUGUGUUACCAUGGGACCCCAUUUCAAGCCUCAAGUCCGUCACCAGGGACCAUCUUGAACUCCUGGAACACAUGCAUGCAGUUGGGCAAAAAAUGAUUGAACAGUGCCCUGACAGAGAGAGUCUGGAGUUCAGACUGGGCUACCAUGCUAUCCCCAGUAUGAGUCAUCUGCAUUUGCAUGUAAUCAGCCAGGAUUUUGAUUCUCCAGCCCUGAAAACAAAAAAGCACUGGAACUCUUUUACUACAGACUACUUCUUAAACUCUCAAGAAGUGCUGGAGAUGGUAAGAAGCAAGGGAAAAGUGAUGGUGAAAGAUCAUGUCUCUGAACUUCUCAAAUUGCCCCUCAGAUGCCAUCGUUGCAAACAACAGCUGUCCACUAUCCCACAGUUAAAGGAACAUCUCAGGAAACAUUGGCCAAAGUGACUUUGCAAAAAUGAUCUUACAACCUGUCUCCAGAUUUCAGCCUAAAACAAAGACCUCAAAAUGUUA
Messenger RNA from Columba livia (rock pigeon), 1485 nucleotides. RefSeq names its product aprataxin (gene APTX). Gene Ontology annotation, molecular function: single-stranded DNA binding; protein binding; single-strand break-containing DNA binding. The transcript has 8 exons. Gene Ontology annotation, cellular component: nucleus. The record is from RefSeq and is a predicted model, not a curated record. Gene Ontology annotation, biological process: single strand break repair. The coding region runs from base 310 to 1419 and encodes 369 amino acids. Lineage: Eukaryota; Metazoa; Chordata; Aves; Columbiformes; Columbidae.